GAGAUCGACAACGGCGCGGGCGACGUGAAGGGCGUCGAGGCGCUGGACUGCCCCCUGUGGAGCCGGCCCCGAGACGGCCUCAGCGAGGCCGCCCCCGACCCGUUCGACGAGCGCACGGUCGUCGGUGGGAGGCGGCGCCUCGCGGUGCCGCAGAGGCACGCGCGCCAGACCGGGGCAAUCGCCGACCGCGAGCAGUUCGAGGCUCAG
This is a messenger RNA of Prorocentrum cordatum, 207 nucleotides long. The record is from the annotation of a GenBank genome assembly. NCBI's taxonomy places the organism in Eukaryota, Dinophyceae, Prorocentrales, Prorocentraceae.